AAAACAGUGCUCAAGAAAUGUAUCAUGAGCAUGGAUGGACAUUGCUGAUCUACAACAUGGCAAACACCCUGCGCUUAUAGGUUGAACUACUAUCAGUUGUCAUCAUCUGGAUCUGAAUUAACAACACACCUUAUUUUGAUUGAACUUGCAGUCAAAAUGGAUUCUCCACGAAGCAUCAGCAUAGGAAGGUAUAACUAUGAAGAUGUCUAUAAGCAUGGUUUCUUCAUCAAAUCCCCACCACCCCAUCUUUUCACCAAUCAGACUUCCUGGAAAAGGAGAUAUUUUAUCCUUUCCAAGUUUAAUAGAAAUGAUUAUGUCCUGAAGUAUCUUAAAGGUCACCAGUUAAAAGGCCUUAUUGAAAUCAGUGAGACUUCAGAAAUAGAAAUUGGCAUAGGUGACCCUGAGAAAAUGACAGCUGUGAAGAAGAUGUUUAAAUGCCAGCCCACAGAAGUGAUGACCAUCAGAACAGAGAAUAGGGUUUUCUACCUUAUUGGAACAGAUUGCAAGGAAAUUGAGGAAUGGGCCACCUUUCUAUUUUCUGCUUGCAGAGACACAAAGAAACUGGAAAUGAGAAGUCGGCCAAAAUCUUCACCAGCUUGUCUUGAUGAAUUAGGGGCUGCUGCUAUCAUGAAGAAGGACAUGCAACCUUGCAAUGAAUAUGAAGAUAUAGGAGCAUCUACAGUGAAGAAGAGGCCAUCUUCAGAUCCUACUCUGCAGGAAACCGCCAAAGAAAUCCCUGUUUAUGAGUCACCAGCAAUAGUACGCCUAAGAUGCCUGACAAAUCAACAGUCAAAAGAAAAGUCUAAAAUAGAAGAAUACUAUGCAUCUCCAAGCAAUAUUCUAGCCCAGCUGGAUAAUAUUCUUGAUGAAUAUAGCACCUCGAAAGAGACUACUAACCCAGAUGAUGAAAAAGCUGAUGACAAUAAAGAAUACAUGACCAUGAAAGACGUCCAGGAACAUAGCAUGAAUCCAUUGGUGGCGGAGAACAAGCCAUUGAAACCAACACCACUACCAAGAAGUUUCAAACUAGAAAAAACACCAAAGCCAUCCUUUCUGUCUGUGGUUCAGUUGUCCAUUAUUCUCAGUAAAAUCACAGAUGAAAGCAAACUGGAAGAGGUGGAUAUUCUUCUUCCCCGGGAUGAUUUCACCGAUUGUCUGACACUUACAGAAGCAGUUGGACAUAUCUGCGUCUCCCAGUGGAAAGACCUGCAUCACUUCGGAUGCAUCUUUCAUCAAGGGGAUUAUAUAGUGGCUGUGAAUGACCUGCAUGUCAAGAGCAUGGAUGAAAUAUCUUUGUUCAUAAGUAGAUCCACAAGAAAAGAGGUGAAACUGUCUGUGUGUCGACUCCCAAAUUCAGAACUUUUACAUGCUCAAGGAUGCAAGUGUUCCUAAUGGAGACAAAUAAAAAUAAUCUCCAUUGAUGAGGAUCUUACGUCAAAUACAAAUGAGAAUGUGGUAACAUCAGCACAACAAAAAUCACAACUACACCAGGACUUUAUGCAGCACUCUCAUAAAAAUGUAGUAUGGUGAUGUUCUUCUUCCUUGGCUUAUCUUUGAUAGCAACUUCAUUUUGCAAGACAUCCCUACCUUUCUUAUGACAGGUUUUUUUUGUAGCACUGAGUACAACCAGAUUGUACCAGACUAGGGCAGGAUUAUUCCCCUGCAAACUUUGAAGGCAAUAGUAUUCAGAAAAGUUUUUGCCACUGUAAAUAACCAUACAAGUAUUUCAAACUCUUUCUGGAAGAGUUUCUAUUGUUCAUACUGUUGCUUGGCAUCUUUUUCACCGCUUCACAUUCUGCACUACCAUGAGAACAAAGAUCCUCACACCCUCCAUCUGUACCUUCCCACUGUGGUAUCAAAUAUCUGCUUUGCAAAAAAAGCUGAAAUAAAACAAAACACACCUUAAAGUCAAACUAGAGAUCACCCUGGAGAUUAUCUUCACUUGGAGCUGAUGGGCAACUUUUUCUUGUUGUUGUUAUCCAUAUUUAUGAUUUAACUAAUAGUCUUAUGAUAAAAGUUUGGGGGGUUUUUUGCUGAGUUAGUUAUGACUAUUGUUGAAGAAUCCAUGCUUGUUCUCCAUCUUUCUCUACAGCAGAGACUUAUGUCAAAAGUGUUUUUGUUGCAAUUAUUAAUAUUAAAAAAGAUAUUGAGGUAGUAUAGCUAUAAUGCUAAACCAUGGUUUAGCAGUACAUACGCAAACUGCAGUAAGCCCAAGCAAAAUCCCUGGUUUGUGUGUGUUUUUCCCCCUUCCACUCCUCCACAGCCACAAAAAGGACUUUGCUCACAUUUAAUUUCACAUUCUACAAAUUGUGGAUCAUCAUUACAUAUGAAUCAGUUAUGGUGGUUUAAAACAAACUCUAGUCAGUUUCAAAACAAGCCAACUUACAACUCUGGCUUGUUUAACUAGAGUUUGUUUUAAACCACAGUCCUGGUUCAUUCAUACCAACGAGCAAGAGUUAUGGAAAUUAAGUGAAAUGCUUCCAUCCAUGUGGCAGGAUGAGACAGGAGGGGUCUUUCCUCAGGUUAAUUACAACUCCUACAUGAAGCACUAAACCAUGAUCUAUCAUUAUGUGAGAACCAGUGGGUGCUGGUGCCCACCAGACUUGCUGGGACUGCUAUGGGGCUGUGGCCGAUGAGGUCACAGCCAACUGCUGUUUUCCCCCCAUCCUCCUCCCUUGCAAACAUACUGUGGACACUUAAACACUGCAGUUUUACAGAUAGCACCUAAUUAAACUGUAAAGUGCCUUACUUUGGUUCAGAAGGGGUCUCUGCUGUCACAGUAGCUUCUCAGAUGGGAGAAAAGUUGUGUGGCCUCCACCUGUUUUGGUUCUUUUCCCAUCCUUCUCCUUUGCAAACAAACUGUGGGCAGUUUUAAUAAUACUGAACACCUAACAGACCAUUAGUCUUACGCUCAGUCUCAUGAGUGUGCACACAGUUAAAUCAUGCCUCCUCAGUAGUGAAUAGAAACCUAGAUCUCUGCUCAUUCAGUAAUGCUCUCCCAAUCCUGUUUAAAAACAGACAUGUACAACGUGAGUGAGCUGCUGGAAAUUCACAUUUAAAAGGUGCGACAAAAGGCUUUAGUCCUAUGCUUGCUCUCAUGAGUAAGCCCCACAGAACACAGUGGAAGUUUACUUAUUUCUGAAUAAGAUGAAGAGGACUGUGUUAGUAACCAGCAGCGCUUGGAAAGUUCAUUUUAAAAAAGGAACAAAAUAGUUCAGUUCAAGUUCAUCCAAUUGCACUUUUAAUUCAUACUAAUUUCUGCCUUCUACACACAAGGCACAAGAGUGCUGCUGUCCCCCAGUGCCAACCUUCAACCAUGCAAAGAACUCAACUGAAAAGUAAAAAGAAAAGAAAAUAUAUAUUUGGGCAACUUGAUGCCUGGCUUUUUCCCUGGUAUGCAGAAAGAACCUCCCUGACCUGGAGCAGUGUAUAAAUAGUCAUAAGUAAUCCAUAUUCCUAGAUAAUAGUCAUUGGCUGAAGAUUUCCAGAGUUUUUUUUAAAUAAAACCAAUCUAAUAAACGGUAAGCUCCAAUUGGCCAGAGAAAAACAUAUGGCAGGUGAGGAAAAACAAGAAACCAAAAUGUUAGAAAAGGGAGUCUUUUACAAAAUAUGAUCAGUUCUAAAUACUGUAGCAGGAAGUUCUGUAAGUUCCUUCAGAAUUCCACUGGUGCAGGGACUCAGACAUUCACACAAGGUAUCUCUAUGUUUCUUGGCUUUUAUAAAAGGGAUUCCUUCUCCUUUUGAUCAACCACAUCUACACAGGUUCCACCUCCUUACUCAAAGUGAAAUUGGGGCUGGAAGUGUGCAACAACCCCACACAUGUCGUCUUACUGGAUUGCCAGGAUGUCUGUUUUCAACUGCCCCACACCCCAUUAUUAAAGACAGACUUGAGGUGAGACAGAAAAUAAACAUCGAGUCCUCUUGAAAGUACUACUAAGGUUUUUGUUUUAAUUAAAAUAAUUAUAAGUUCUUGCUCUUAUUGUGAAUGAUAGUUAAUUAUCUUGCACAAGCCCACAUUAAAUAUCCAGAUACUUUAAAUAAAUAAAUAAAAUAAAUGUUAAAGGUCCAGUCCAGUCCAUUCCUGGGGCAGUUUGCAACCCCAAAUCUCCUCUCCCUCCCACCUUGACAAUAAAAGGUCCAGUCCAGGUGCAGCCCAUGAAGAAACCAGAUUCUCCCCACCAGCACCUCUACUUAUAAUGCCAGCCAAACAGUUUUUACAGGCAGUUUGCCACCAAGAAGGUCCACUUCCCUCCACCCUGAUAAUUAAAAAGGCCCAGUCUGGCCCAUGAAGAAACCAAUCUUUCCCCCACCCCAUGAUGACAGCCAAACAUUUUUUAGAGGGCGUUUGCCACCACAAAUCUCAUUUUCCCUCCACACUGACAAUAAAAAGGUCUGGCACAGCCUGGCCCAUGAAGAAACCAUAUGCUCACCACCACCACUGCCACUUUAUGAUGCCAGCCAAACAUUUAUAGAGGCAGUUUGCCAUCAAGAAUCUCCUUUCUCAUCUCUUCCUCCUACAAUAAGUAGGGUCCAUGAAGAUACCAGAUUCCCCACCCCCACCCCAUUAUGUUGUCAGCCAAACAUUUUUAGGGGGACGGUGUAAACGCCGGAACAGAACGGAACAGGCCGGAAAGGGCCCUUUAUAAAAGAAAUUGAUGCCAAAAACACUGGGAUGUGUUAGAGACACUUGAGAACAACAUUUAGGAACAAAAACCAUUCUGAUAGGAUUUUAGUAACCCUUUAACAACCAAAAUGCCCUCUGGAACGGAAUGAAACAGCCCGGAACGGCGACUUCCCAGUGAGCCAGACCUCCCAAAUUCACCAGUCCCACAUGACUACAUGGGAUGCAUGCAAUAAGACACAAAACUUCCACAUAAGCCACGUUCCAUGCAAUAAUACAUCUUUCUGAACAGAGCCCAGAACAACAUCUGAACCAGCCAAGUCUAUCAAAUGCACCAGUCAUGCAUAACUGUAUGAGUCAACGCUCUGGGCCACAAGCUUUCACAGCAACCACAUUCACUUGCAUACACACAAGCAAAGAGUUGUGCUAUGCGCUCCAAUUGUUUUCAAUGGUAUAUAGCCAAAUAUAACUUCAGUUAAUUUAACAACAGAGACAAAUUUCAUUUGAUGUCAAAUUUAAAUUGGUACUGCUGAAAGUUAAGGGCACACUUCUGUAUUUUUGUGAAUACUUUGAUUCUCUUA
Molecule: messenger RNA, 5202 nt
Organism: Rhineura floridana
Lineage: Eukaryota; Metazoa; Chordata; Lepidosauria; Squamata; Rhineuridae
Gene: PLEKHS1
Product: pleckstrin homology domain containing S1
Exons: 16
Coding region: 157-1392 (411 amino acids)
Source: RefSeq, a predicted model, not a curated record